AGUGUAAACUGUAAACUAGUAUUGGUAAUGUAAUAUAAAACAUCCCCUUUGCCAUUAAAAAAUAAUAAUUAUGAAGUGUCAUUUACAGACAUUGACACUGGAGUGGCAAUGGUUUUUUGAUUUUCUGGCAUUGGCAGCAGUUUAUUUUAUUUGAUUUCGUUGUGAGAGUCAGCUUUCUGCAUCGCGUCACGUUCAUAUGAACCUGUCGCCGGUGCCUGUGCCCAAAAACUACCGUCAAGAUGUCCGGAAGAGCCUAUACUAUGAGGGAGAUGAGUUCCAUAGUGGAUUAUGUAAAUAAAAGAAAAGCCUAUGGUGAAAUUAAGGGCAGAAAAUUGUGGACCGAUUUUGCAAGUUCAAAUUUGACAAAUAGGACUUGGCAGAGUCUAAAAGAGACAUUUUUGAAGAGGAUUUUGCCUGAUAUCCACAAUCCAUACUUUGGUCUUACUAAAUCAGAGAUUUGUAGUUUUAAACAAGGAUAUGAUGUUGAAGCAAGGAUUAAAAAUAAAUUAGAUAUUCACACCAUCAGUGAUGAGUCCAAUCAUUCAAAUGCUGGCAAUGUUCAAGACAGUGAGAAGCCAAGUACAAGUUAUAAUAAAGAAGCAGAAAACUCAACAGGUGAGAUAGUCUCUCCUUCAACACUUAAUGCACGCACCAGGGCCUCAACUGAAACAAUCAUUCUUGAAAAUUGCUAUGAAAAUGCAGAGGAUAUUCAGAGGGAUUUAGAAUCUCCAAUCAAAGAAAAGGACACAGAGAAUCCAAAUGAAACAGAAACACCAAAUAAUCGUCUUCGUGAUUUGAUAACCUAUGCUGAACCAUUUACACCAAUGAUGCAACAAGUUUUAGACGAUUUUGCAACUGAAGAUGAAAUGGCAGAAGAAGAAUUGGUGGAAGCAGAAUUGGAGAUACUUGAAGGCAUCAAUAACAGGAACGAAAAAAAUUGUAAUAAAAAUAAUUCUAAAAUAGACAAAGACAAGGAUCAAACUAACAAGACAAAUGAAGAGAAGUCAACUGAAAAAGUAUAUAAUAGGCUUUCAGAAGUUGUUCAGUGUUCUGAAAGUAUUAAAAUACCAUUAGGACAAGAGUCAAAAGUACCUGAAAGUAACACUGUAGGGAACAACACUGAUUUGACAGACAAUGGUAAUGUCAAAGAUGAUAUUAAGAAAAAAGAUGAGAUUUCUUAUAGCCUUGAUAAAAAGGAAAAAAAUAAAAACUAUGUUGAUCUCUCAAAUGAUACUGCCACACAAAAUACCAACAAUUCAACUGACACGAUCAUACCAGAGAAUCAAGAAGCGUUAAAUAAUAAGAACGAAAACACAGGACCAGAAAUAGUAGCUGAUGCAUUAAAAGAGGUUUCCAAAAAGUUGUCACUAUCAAGAAAGAGGUCUUUUUCACUCAACAUGGAAUCUAAUUUAGAAAAGAAAAGGAAAUUAGGUUCAAAAAGUAAAGAUGUUACUCAAUCAGAAGCAGAAGAUAAAAACGAAAAUAAUACUACUACUCAUAUAGGAAAAAAUAUUGAGAAAAAGAAGGGAAAUGAUGAACACAAUCCUCAAUCUACUAAUAACACUCAAAAUAUAGAAGAAAAUAAAGCAGCAGGAAGUUUUGAUGGAAAAUUUUCACAAAUAAAUCCUUGUCUAAAUAGCGUGAGUUUAUAUGAUGAACAGUUUAAUAACACCAAGUACACCGAUUCCGAUUCUAGUGAUAACUUAGUUAUAAAUGCAAUUGUAGAAGUACAUAAAGAUAAAAAAGAUAUAGAAGCCAUCAAUGUAGAAAAUGAUAAAAACAUAGGAGAAGACCAUAAAGAAAAAACUGAUGAUUGUAGUAAAGAAAAAGCCAAAGAAAUACAAAAUAAAGGAGAUGAUGAGAACAGUAAUGAAAAAUUGCUAAAUGUCUUUAAAAAAGCAGAAAAUAUUAAUGAAGUAGUUAUAUUGAAGUCACAUUCUGAAUCCGACGAUAGUAAUGAAGCAGAAAAUGGUGAUAUCCAAGUUAAACCAAAGCAAGUCGAUAAAAAAGACAGGCAAGAGGCGUUAGCCAAAAUGUUUGGAUUUUCUAGUGGUGUAGUGAGUUCCGAUCGAAAGAGAAAGCUGAAUCGUGUACAUCAUUCGUCUUCUUACAAACUAAACGCAAGCAACUCUAGUGACUGGACGUCGGAUAGCGAGAGCGAGUACGUGUCCCCGCCUCGCGGACGCCGCAACAGAUACGCUAGGAAAUAUUUGAAACCCCGUCCGGCCCGAAUCCUGCAGCUGGAGGAAGAUGGCGGUCUGUUCGUGAUGCACGGCAAGAAGAUAUACCCUCUAGUUAACGACGGCAGCGUCGUCAAGAACUACCUCGCUUUCUCACCAGAAAGUGGCCCCGAAGAGGAUUCUGCUUACUGGAAGAAAAAAUAUAAAGAAGAGAGGAAAAAGACUGAAGAACUAAAAAAACUGGUAGAGGCCAGCAUAAAGCUGCCGGCGCGAGAGCAGUCGCCGAUGCUGCCCACUUCGUCACGGCAGUCGGCGCAGGAGACCUUGCCUGAACUGAUCCCCAUUGCGGAUGAACUAAAAGUGGCAUUACCAUCAGAAAAGCCCAAAUUGGGAGUGAAAUCAAAUGAGAAGACCUUAAAAAUAAAGUUCAGCAAAAACAAUGAGGAGUUGCAAGUGGAAGGAGUCUGGUCUCAGAUCCACCCAGUACUGGCGGACGUGGUGCAGAUCUUCAGCAAGGAGCCCGAACCCAAAGAGGCGCUCCCCUCCAACACCAACGGGAAAUCGGACAUUGUAAAGUCUGAUGUGGAUGAAAUUGUGUCCAUCAGGUCCACGCCUUUGGACGAAGAUGCUAUACGCAAAAAGGUGGACAAAAUGGAGGAAGAAAUAUUCAAUAAAAUAGAAGAGUUGGAUAAGUCUGAGAGGGAACAGGAGGCCAGUGUGAAAGACCAAGAAUCCAGUGAGAAGGAUCAAGAAGCUAAUGUCAAUAAAAGAAAACGGAUAGGGAGACCAAGAAAAUCUUCCACGGCUCUGAAAUCUGCUGACAGUUCUUCCAGCCCCGGCAGACCUAAACGAACCAAGGCAAAUAAACCCACCGCAGAAGACCAGAAAGAGGUUGGAAAAGUAAACGGUCAUUCAAAGGUUGAGGUUGAUAAAGAAAAUGUCCAGAAAGCCAAAAAAGAAAUGCCUAAAAGACGGACUAGAACACCUAAAAAGUACAAUAGUGAAAGUUCGGCUGCCAGUGAAAAAAGUAAGAAAUCGCCAAAAAGUGUGAAGUCCACAAACCCUGAGCCGGAAUCAACGCGUCUUUCCACCGAGGACGACGACGUCCGCUACAUGUUCCCGCCAGAAAAGACUAGGAGAUCAUAUUCCAAAACUGCAGAGACGAAAGCUAGAAGCUCAAACAUCCCCACCAAUCCCACUACCGAGAACCUGUCACUAAAUUCAAUAGAAAGUAGCCAAGGAUAUCAAGACUCUGACCUAAGUCCAGCAAAGGAGAGGAUCAUGUUGAAAAGGAGAAGAAAACUAGGUCUCACCGUUUUGAAUAAAGGGAAACAAAGACGUUUCAUUCGUAGAAGAUCCUACCCAUGCAUUUCAGACGAUGCUUCCAGCGAAUCUAGUAAUUUAUCUUUUAAAAUACCCAUGAAAAAUACAAGUGCUUCUCUAAAGAGCGAAGUUUAUCGUUCAGAAUCAUACCAACUCCUGAUGCCAGCGAAAAAAAGUUCCUAUACCAAUUUAGAAAAGAUCGAUGAAUGUCCUUCCAACAAUAAUUGUAUGAAUGAUAACGAUACAUUAAAAAUACACGUAGACACGUUUGAAAUGAAAAAUUCAUCCAGCAAACCUGAUGUAGUGAACAUUCGCUCAGAGGGAAAUUCCAGCAAUAUAACUCUACCGUUGUCACCAGAAUUGUCCAUUGUUGAAAAUAUAUCUGUUAACAAAGAAUUGCUUGACAGCGUUGAGGAUUUACCCACGAUAAAUGAAAUGCAAGCAAAUGACGAGCCAAAUUUGUCUAUAGAUAAUAAAUACUUGAUGUCAGCAGUUGAUAUUACAAUGCCUUUGAUGGAACAGGAUUGUGACAUACAAAAAAGUGUAUCGACGCAUCGCCCCGAAUACGAAUUCGAUCAGGCAAAUUCAGCACCAUUUAAGAAAAUUGAUUCUUCAAACGUAACUGAAGGUCGAUCUAUAUCAGAUUCAUUGGGUUGUAGAUUUGGAAACUUAUUACUGGAGAGUGCAAAAAAAAUGGAAGUUGACAUGUUGGAAACUGUGCCAGAAACAGGCAAUAUUAUUCCUACAAAGAAAGUAAUUAACAAAAAGUCUAGAGCCAAAAAUCGAUGUUCGACACCACAUAAAAAAAACAGUAAGAAGAAUUCCAAGGUUCCUGACAUUGCGCCUGUUGUGGAGGAAGAACGAAUGGAGUUUUGCUCAUAUGGGGGUAGGAAAUCUUGUCCUCCAAUUUUACCUGACUUUAUCCAUACUAAUGACAAUGAAUUUAUAAACGUUACAGAUAAUGAACCUUUAAAGAAAAGGAAGAAAAAGAAAGAUGUAAUAAAAGUUAAGAUAUUAAAACCUAAUAAUAAGCAAAAAAAGGCUGUCCCAGCGGAAGUUAAGAAAACUGAUGUUACUACAAUAUCAGUUCACACAGAUAGUGGUAUAAACGAAACGAACUCUGCAUUAUUUCUGCAAGAUUCCGACGACAGUGUGGACCUCAUCCACAACCAUUCCGAGACUUGUCUGCAAACUAAAGAAUGUUUCGGUGACAGCAUUGAGGUCGUUGAACGGGACACGUCUAUAAUAUCAAUCAAUUCAGUAGAUGCAAUGUUAUAUUUGCCUCCAGAAGUAUAUUGUAACAAUGCUUGCGACGGUGCAAACACAAUCCGUGAAAAAGUAAUUACCUCCCAGUCUACAAGUGAAACUGUAUAUCUUAGUCCGCUGGCCAGCGAACUGUCUGCCAAUAGUCUCAUCACCGAAGAUCUCUCAGAGGAAAACGAAGCGCCCAAUCCGCGUCUCACAAACAAAUGGUACUUGCUCAGUGAAGAUGAAACCACAAAUACCAACCAUGUACCUAGUUUUGGCGCGAAUCUCAAUCAUAUAUUUCCGGUCACUUGUACCGUGCCAGACCUCUCUACUAUAACGGAAAUGUCAAAGGAAAAUGAUAGUAGAAAGCCAACUCUGGACACGGAUGGCGAUACUAGAAAUGAUUUGGAAUCUCAGAGUAUGUUUUGAUUGCUAUUUAGGUAGUUUGUCAAAAAGUUGUGAUUAUGAGAAUGUACGUAAUCAGUCAUUAUUUUCAGUAAUUUUGACUAAACAUAAUUUAAAAUAGUAUGUAGUUUUCUAUUCAAUGAAUUACCCAUUUACAUUGAAAUAUUAAGCAAACGUUUUAUAAAUUGUUAUUGUCCAAUAUUAUCGCCACUGAAAAUGUUUAUUACUGUUUUAUAAUAUCCGUUUUAGAAUUUUGAUUGUAUUUAAAAUAUGAAAAAGGCGCUGUGCGUUUAGAUUCUUAGAAUAUGUAGUAAAUAAAACAUAACUUUUAAUAAC
Molecule: messenger RNA, 5492 nt
Organism: Plodia interpunctella (Indianmeal moth)
Lineage: Eukaryota; Metazoa; Arthropoda; Insecta; Lepidoptera; Pyralidae
Product: ras guanine nucleotide exchange factor Y-like
Exons: 18
Coding region: 240-5180 (1646 amino acids)
Source: RefSeq, a predicted model, not a curated record